This is a messenger RNA of Anopheles marshallii, 1824 nucleotides long. Its product is annotated as sodium-independent sulfate anion transporter. NCBI's taxonomy places the organism in Eukaryota, Metazoa, Arthropoda, Insecta, Diptera, Culicidae. Gene Ontology annotation, biological process: transmembrane transport. Bases 1 to 1824 code for a protein of 607 amino acids. Gene Ontology annotation, cellular component: membrane. Gene Ontology annotation, molecular function: sulfate transmembrane transporter activity. The record is from RefSeq and is a predicted model, not a curated record. The transcript is spliced from 4 exons.
AUGGGUUUGUCGCGCGUGGAACGUUUCGUUCCUGGGGCACGUUGGCUGCGCGGGUAUACGGCACAGUUCGUGGUAGCGGAUCUGAUCGCCGGUGUAACGGUUGGAUUGACAGUGCUUCCACAAGGGUUAGCUUACGCGACGCUUGCAGGGUUGGAACCACAGUAUGGUUUAUACUCCGCCUUUAUCGGUGGGGUAGUAUACGCAUUGUUGGGCGGAUGCCGUGAGGUUACCAUUGGACCGACCGCUUUGCUAUCGCUUAUGACCAGCCGACACACGGGCUAUGGUGGAGAUUCUGGCCCUCAGCUCGCUAUAUUACUGUGCUUCCUGUCCGGGGUAGUGGAGUUGCUCAUGGCCGUUUUACGGCUAGGUGCACUGGUGGAUCUCAUUUCACUCCCGGUUACCGUGGGCUUCACAUCGGCCACGGCGCUCAUCAUAGGGGCGUCCCAGCUAAAGGCGUUGCUCGGUAUUCGUGGCGGUUCUGGGUCUGGAUUCGCCAGUACCGUACGUACUGUGUUUGAAAAGAUCGGCGAAGCACGUGUAGCCGAUAGUAUUCUCGGGGUCGUCUCAAUAGCGGUGCUACUCGCCAUGAGGAAAUUGAAAGACAUCAAAACACCCGCAGACGCUACGAGAGGACGCAAAAUCGUAGGGCUUGUGUGCUGGUUAGUUGCUACGGCGCGGAAUGCACUGGUAGUGUUGAUUACUAGUUUUGUGGCGUUCUACUACGAUCAGCGAGGUGAACGACCCUUUAUCCUGACAGGCACGGUUAAGAGUGGCAUACCGGAUUUCCAGCUGCCCCCAUUCAGUACAGUUCUACCGGAAGGUGGAGGGCCGAACGGAACCAGCCCGGUACAGCUGGGUUUUACCGGUAUGAUCGAAGAACUGGGUGCCUCGAUUGCGCUCGUCCCAAUCAUUGCCGUGCUUGGUAAUGUGGCCAUUUCGAAAGCAUUCGGUGGAAGCGGUAUCAAUCCGACGCGUGAACUGGUCGCCCUUUCGCUGAGCAACAUUUGUGGAUCGUUCUUCAGUUCCUUUCCAGUUACUGGGUCGUUCUCGCGCAGUGCUGUGAAUCAUGCGAGUGGUGUAAAGACCCCGAUCGGUGGCAUCUACACGGGUGCGCUGGUGCUGUUGGCGUUGGGUGUACUGACACCCUAUUUCCAGUUCAUUCCAAAAGCCGCCCUGAGUGCGGUGAUCAUAUCAGCGGUUAUAUUUAUGAUUGAGUACGAAGUGAUUCGACCGCUGUGGCGCUGCAAUAAGCGAGAAUUAAUUCCGGGUGCCGUAACGUUCGUGCUGAGUUUGAUCGUCGGCGUCGAGCUGGGACUGUUGGCUGGAGUGCUGACCGAUCUGGCCUUCGUCGUGUAUCGAACUGCUCGUCCAUUGUUGACCGUUAGCGUUGCGAAUACUACUGUCGGUGCGCAGUACAUUCUGAUCCGUCCAAACCAUAGCGUUAUAUAUUUCCCUGCCGUCGAGUGGGUUCGAAACGUUACGUCUAAAGCUAUCAAACAGCACGGUAACAUUCCGGUCGUAUUCGACUGUCGGUUAGUGAACGAAUUUGACUACACUGCCGCGACUGGAUUGCAAAUGCUGCGCAAAGAACUGGAAAAGAAAAAGAUUCCACUGAUAAUAUAUGGGUCAUCUAGUGAGGUAAGAAAGCUCCUGCAGGAAACCCUGAAAAGCAGCCUGCUGGAAGUUAGCAAUGAUGAUGAGCUAGAGAUGUUGCUCCAAGAACUGUCCACCGCUGAGGGAGGUAAGCAUGAGCUGCGAGAAGUCGUUACACCGCUCCUAUCGCCCGAACGUACACCGCCCAUCGCUGAAAUCGAAUUGUCUUAA